This is a messenger RNA of Huiozyma naganishii CBS 8797, 630 nucleotides long. RefSeq names its product Tma23p (gene TMA23). NCBI's taxonomy places the organism in Eukaryota, Fungi, Ascomycota, Saccharomycetes, Saccharomycetales, Saccharomycetaceae. The record is from RefSeq and is a predicted model, not a curated record. Bases 1 to 630 code for a protein of 209 amino acids. The transcript has a single exon.
AUGGCUGAUAUUGGUACAAAGGAUGUUAGAAGGAUAGAUAGCAAAGAAUACUUGAAGGCAUACGGGUGGAAGGAAGGUGAGGCGUUCAAGACAGGCGGCUUGAAGAAACCCAUCUUGGUGAAACACAAGAGAGAUAAGAAAGGUUUGGGGACGACACCCGGUAAUGAUGACAGCGAGGCAUGGUGGGAGAGACUGUUUGACGGCCAUUUGAAGAAUUUGGACGUGACUACAAGUGAAAAGAAGGGCGAGGGCAUUGUCUUUAAACAGAACAAAGCUGUUGGUUCCGCUGUAUCAAAGCAGAGUUCCCCGUUAUACCAGUGGUUCGUGCAAGGUGAAGGGUUGAAGGGAACCAUCGGAUUGAAGAGGGAAACAGAAACUCCUAAGGACGUUGUAGUUGGGGACGAAGAGAAGAGUAGGAACAAGUCGAAGAAAAGCAAAAAGAGAUCAAGAGACUCUGAGGAGAAGGAUAAGAAGCAUCACAAGAGGCACAAGAAAGACGAAAUCAAAGAGGAGAAGAAACGGGAAAAAAGGCAUGCAAAAAAGAAGCUCAAGAGCGAAAAGAAGCACAGGAGCGAGAAGAAGCACAGGAGCGAGAAGAAGCAUAAGACAGCAAAGAAGCACAAGAAAUGA